AUUAAUCAUAUUAUAAAAUUUCAAAAAGUAUAACUGAUUGAAUCAAAUACGUUUAAAAGAUAAUUUUAAGGGAAAACAAUGGAAAUGUCCCUGAUGUUUGAGCGAGCGCUGGUUUUGGUCCCUCCCCGGAGUAACUUCCAGAAAUGGUCCCUCCGGUGGCCAAAACCACCGCGCCUGAGUUUUGCACCGGCCACCAUGCACACAUGGCCACGCCACGUCAAUUAAUGAGAUGACGUGGCAUUUUUUUUGUUUUAAAAUAAAAAAAAAAACUAAAAACCCUUAAAUUAACUAAAUUUAAACCUAAUCUAAUAUCCUAAUCCAAGUACACCUAAUGUAAACCUAAAUUCAUGCUACUUAACAUCUGAAUUCCCAAAUCCCCAAUUCAUGUCUUAGGGUUCUUGAGUUUUCCCCAAAUCCGAGCUUCUUCCCCAAAUUCGAGCUUCUCUCUUCAUCAUCCCAGCAUCUUCAUCAUCACAUUUAUCAUUGUGUGUGCUAAUCGUGCAUCAUCAUCACAUUCGACCCUUUUAUCUUCAUCCUCCACGAAUCUGACAUGAUGGGUAAGGCUACAUCUUCUGGUUCUGGUUCCACCUCCGCUUCCGGUGGUCGUUCUUCCGCUGCUGCCGUUAUGCGUCGUGGAUUCUGUGACUGUGGAGAAAGGGUUCUUUACUUGACCUCCCACAGUGACGCGAACCCAGGAAGGAAGUUCUGGAAGUGCAGAAAUUGGAAGUCACCACCUGAGUGUGGGUUUUUUUUGUGGGAUGAUGAAUAUGCGUUUGAAGGAGCAAAUACCAGAGCUGUAGUUGAACUGACCAGAACAUUGCGUGAAUUGGAUGUGAUGAAGAAUAAACUGGAAGAGAGCAAGAAGACCUUGGAGGAGUGUAAGAUGAACUUAGAGGAUUUGAGGAGGAAGAAUGAUAAGGUUCAGAGGAAGCUUGAGUAUGAAAUGAUGAAGAAGAAUAUGGCUAUUGUUUGUGUUAUUCUGUCAUGGUUUUGGUUUGUGUUUAUGUCAGGAAAACUUAAUGUUGUUGUGUAGGUAGUUGAAAGUCAGGGAUGUAAUAUUGAAGGAUGAUGAAAAAUUGAAAGGAAUUGAAGUUGGUUGUUGGAUACAACCUAAAUGUAUCUCUGUUUUCAUUAAUG
Lotus japonicus is the source of this 1137-nucleotide messenger RNA. RefSeq lists its product as uncharacterized. The record is from RefSeq and is a predicted model, not a curated record. The transcript is spliced from 2 exons. Bases 551 to 1033 code for a protein of 160 amino acids. Gene Ontology annotation, molecular function: zinc ion binding. NCBI's taxonomy places the organism in Eukaryota, Viridiplantae, Streptophyta, Magnoliopsida, Fabales, Fabaceae.